GUGCUUCAGUGGCUCCGAACGCGCAGCCAGCCAGCAACUCCGGUCGCACGCAGGCACACAGUGUCCGUGCGUGAGACAAAACAGACAGUGUCCACGUCCACGUCCACGUCAACGUCCACCCACGCAGCCCCCGACCGCCCACAGUCCAGACUGCAAACAUGAUCUUUAGAGGCCAAUUGGGCGCCGUGCUGGCGCUCGUGGCCGCGUGCUCGGCGCUGCAGCAGUACACGCCGGUGGCGAUCGACGACGAGACUUCGCAGUGCGCCCUGCUGCUCGAGGGCCCCGGCAGAAGCUCCGUGUUCGACCACAACAUCAACCUGCUGCGAGGAACAUUCGGUUACGAGGGACGCCACACUUGCAUCACCUACGACGCGGUCAACCAGGCUUACAUCCAGUCCAGAAAGAGAAUCGCCGUGUCUCAGCCCAAGAGCGGAGACUGGCGCACCGAGGACAUCGCCACGGUUGGAGAGCUGCUGCUCGACAUUUCCAUCACCCUGGCCAAGACGUACGGUCUGAGCUACGAAGACAUCGAGAACGGCCUUCCUCUGAUCGACACGUCGAAGACGCUGAUCCGCGAGGUGUGUCCGCCCUUCCUGGCCAAUGUCGAGUGCCGCGCGGGCAAGUACCGCCGCUACGACGGCCUGUGCACCAACCUGCAGCACCCGACCUGGGGCGCCACCAUGACGCCGUUCACGCGGCUGAUCGGGCCGCUGUUCGCCGACGGCAUCUCGGCGCCGCGCAUCUCCGUCACCGGCCGCCAACUGCCGCUGCCCCGCAUCGUCUCGCGCACCGUCCACCCCGACGAGGGCUUCCACGACCACGCCGGCACCGUCAUGGUCGUCGCCUGGGGACAGUUCAUGGACCACGACUACACCCUCACCGCCACACCCCUCGACCCGCUGAACAGGAACGAGCCUGAAGAGUGCUGCCACCGUCCUCCGCAUCUCAAGAACCCCUACUGCCUCGAGAUCGAAAUCCCGAGCAACGACUACUUCUACGGCCACUACAAGGUCAAGUGCCAGGACUUCGUGCGCGGCUUCGUGGCCGUGCGGCCCGGCUGCCGUCUGGGCUCCCGCACGCCGUACAACACGCUGACCGGCGUGCUGGACGGCAACACCGUCUACGGCGUCACCGAGCACUUCACGCGCAGCCUGCGCGCCGGCUACGGCGGCCUGCUGCGCAUGAACCCCGUCUUCAGCGAGUACGGCCUCAAGGACCUGCUGCCGCUCAAGCUGGACAUCCCCGACGAGGGUUGUCUGAGGCCCAACAAGUCCAUGUACUGCUUCGAGGCCGGCGAGAUCCGCGUCAACGAACAGCUGGUGCUGACCUGCAUGCACACCCUGCUGGCCCGCGAGCACAACCGCAUCGCGCAGGGUCUCGGGCAGGUCAACCCGCACUGGGACGACGAAACCGUGUUCCAGGAGGCGCGCCGCAUCACCAUCGCCACCAUCCAGCACAUCACCUACAACGAGUUCCUGCCCAUCAUCCUCGGCAAGGAGGUGAUGGAGAAGUUCGGCCUGCUGCUCGAGAAGGAGGGCUACUGGGACGGAUACGACACCAACGUCAACCCCAACGUCAUCGACGCCUUCGCCGCCGCCGCCUUCCGAUUCGGACACUCGCUGCUGCCCACCGCCGUGGAAAGAUGGAGCAAGGCGCACAAAUUCAUUGCGUCCAAGCGUCUGUCCGACCUGAUCCGUCAGCCGUACGAUCUGUACCGCGCCGGCGUGCUCGACGAGUACUUCAUGGGUCUGAUGAACCAGGUGGCGCAGGCCAUGGACGACUCCGUCACCCAGGAGGUGACCAACAUGCUGUUCAAGAAGCCCGGACAGAAGUUCGGCAUGGACUUGGCCUCGUUCAACAUGCAGCGCGGUCGCGAAUUCGGUCUCCCCGGCUAUAUGGAGUUCAGGAAAUUCUGCGGACUGCCCGGCGCCGACUCUUUCGAAGAGCUGUUCGGCUCGAUGAGCAACGAGACGAUCGCGCGCUACUCGAGCAUCUACGAGUCGCCCGCCGACGUGGACCUGUGGUCCGGCGGCGUGUCCGAGCGUCCUCUGCCCGGCAGCAUGGUCGGCCCCACGUUCGCCUGCAUCAUCGCCACGCAGUUCAGCUACUCGCGUCGCGGCGACCGUUUCUGGUUCGAACUGCCCAACCAGCCCUCGUCCUUCACUCCUGAGCAACUGCAGGAAAUCAGGAAAACCCGUCUGGCGCGUCUGAUCUGCGACAACACUGACCUGAUCGACAACAUCCAGGUGUACCCGAUGGUGCUGCCCGACCACGAGAUCAAUCCGCGCGUGCCGUGCCGCAGCGCCGUGCUGCCCUCGAUGGACUUCAGCAAGUGGGCCGAGUUCCCGGGCACGAGCAACCUGGUGCACGCCGCCUCCACCGUGUCCGAGCACACGGGCCCCGCGAUAGUGGCCGAGGAGUUUAAGCACAGGGUGGUGGCGCCGCUGCUGUCGCUGACCAAAAUUUACAAGCGAGACACCAACGAGACUGCUUGACACACACACACACAAACCAAAAAUUAAUCCGAGUGCGCGAGUGACUCGUGUCGAGUUCUGUGCAUCAAUCAAACCGCUCUCUCUGUCUCUCUCAUCUCUAUUUCCAUUGUAACAACUCAAUUUAAUAAUAUUUUAUAUCGCUUAAAGCUCUACUGGACUUGAGUAAACGCACGAAUAUCAAGGUCGAUCGGGAAGGGCCUCCUUCGUGAAUCAAAAAAGACUGACGCGCGCCGCUGACACUUUUGCCAUACACACGAAACAUUCAUUUAAUAAUUAAUUCAUUAAUUAAUUAAUUAUCGUAUUACUUCGCGCGUCAGUGCAUCUAAUAAUUAGGGCGGGCGGCGCCGGGACGAGACGCAAUUUCCUUGUUGAACCGGCUUUGCGUUGUUGUUUGUUGAGCGAGCUCACCCGCUGUACCCGCUCUCUCGGCCGAGCCGAGCCGAGCCGUCGCUCCACGCCACGCCACGCCACCAGCCAACGAAACGAAUCGCUCUAUUUCCUCCGCAAAAUGAAUGACAAAUGUUGUAUAAGAGAUCUGUAUACGCAUGAAUGAUACAAAUAAACAUACGUAGUGUACAUAAGAAA
Molecule: messenger RNA, 3080 nt
Organism: Cloeon dipterum
Lineage: Eukaryota; Metazoa; Arthropoda; Insecta; Ephemeroptera; Baetidae
Gene: cysu
Product: Curly Su
Exons: 11
Coding region: 159-2495 (778 amino acids)
Biological process (GO): response to oxidative stress
Molecular function (GO): heme binding; peroxidase activity
Source: RefSeq, a predicted model, not a curated record